GCCUCUGGCGAUCGGGACCGGCCAGGAGAGGCUGGAGCCGGGGGAGGAGCGCGCGGCGCUGCGGGCCGCGACCGAGGCCCUCUUCCAGGCCGCGCGCGCUGGGCUCCUGCGCCGGAUCCUGGACACGUUCACAGACACCCGCAGCCCUCUCCGAAGGCUGGUCCAGGCCGCCCUGGCGACUCCCACAGGCAGGACCCUGAGCGACCCGGAGGCCUCGCGGCGGAGCCUCCAGCUUCUCCUCGCUGCAUUCCAAGACCAGGCCGAGCAGAUGCUCCGCGUGGCCCAGCUCGUCUUGGUUUGCUGCCCUGGACAUCAAACAGGCGGAGACAUGGAGGCCGCCAUGGCAGGCGUCUGGGGGCUUGUGGUCAGAGUGCAGCAGCUUUUCUCACACAGCUGCCAAGGGUCUGGGCGGGACUGGAGCCCCGCUGUCCUGCAGGCCCUGCUUCAGGCCUGGGUCUGGGCAUCUGAACGCCUGUUGGCAUGUUUUGAUGAUGUUCUCGACGUUCGUGAAUUCCUCGGGGUGUCCAUUCAGGAUAUGAUCAAGCACUUGGACCUGUUUACGUGGGCUUUGAGGAGUGGAGAGCCCGGAGAGCUUUCCAGAUCUGUGGCCUGUUUACAGGGUCGAGCCACACACAUAGUACAGGUAAUGAGCAGGUAUGUGGGCCAAAACCGAGACCCCAUCUUCCGGAAUGGCCUGCGAGUCUUGAUAUGGCAGCUCGAGCAGUCUGCUUCCGCCCUGGGUACGGCUGCAGAACACAGUUCAGGUGGGUACAGCUCUCAGGACGCGGAUGUGUUUUUAACCAUGGCAAAACAUCUCAUCUAUUCAGCUCAGCAAGUGCAAGAGGGGCUCAGUGGGACCAACCACCCAGACAUCCUCAGUCCCCUUCGACUCCAGGUCCAAAGGUUUGACAUUGCUAAGGGCUGGCCACAUUUCAUUCCCUCUGGCCUUCAGGACCCCACACUUCCUGAACUGAAAUAUCAGAAGGUACCUGAGUUAGGGGAACGUGAUCAAGGCAUAUCCUGUCCAGCAAUGGAACGUCUUUCCCACCCCUGGAUUCCUGACAUCCACGCACAGAGGAGAGACCCUCCAUGCCCCACCACCAGCAAAGCCAUUCUUUCUGUGGAGAGCCAGAAUCACCAAGCAGCAGCCUCAGCUUACACCCACGUGCUGGAGCAGGAUGUUGCUGUGGAUGCAGCUCAAGAGGCCCCAGCUGGAGAGGAACCACUGGAGUCAGAGAGGACAACAGGACUCCAAGAAAUAAUGUUGGCACCUUCCGUCAUUGACCUAGCAAAGGAGUUAGCCCACAGAAUAACUGGUAGACAUAAUAGGCUUCUCGAAGUGACUCUCCAGCUACCUGAAAGGACCAGGGAAAGCAAGCAGGUUUUGGUAGCCUUGGCUGGUGACUGGUAUCUGCUGUGUCAACAACUCUUUUGCCACAACUCAACAACUGGUCUACCAGAGAACAUGGCAGUGUUCAUGGAGCUCCAGCAGAAUUUAGCCUUAAUAGUUCAACUAGCAGCUAAAAAUGAACCCACAGAUUUGGAUAAGAGGAACCCUGACUCAACAGGGCAUCCAGAAAUGCUUUUACAAAUGCGAGGUAGAUUGGAAGAGACAGAGAUCCAUGCUAAACAGCUAUUGGACAAAGUUCUGGCCUCUGAUGGUCUCCAAGCCCCCAAGUCAUGGGAAGAGAACCUUGAGGAUGGGUGCCUCCUAUGGUCAGUGGCUGUCCAAGACCUGAUCCAGUGCAUGGAGAGGUUCAGCAGGAGACAAAGUCUGUUCCUAUUGCCCCUGCGACAGGCAGUGAAGGACCAGCAGGGGUUGCAGGAAGGGUUGGACCAGAUAGCAGAUGUUUCUCAAAGGCUGCAGGAGGCUGCCAGGCUGUCCGGCCUUCUAUGUGGGGAUGAGCAGGUAAAGGGUGAGGUCUCCUUUCUGUGCAGGGAAGUUCUUGUGCUCAGAGAUGCUCUGCUGGACGUGGCACAGAUCCUGGUUUCCUCUCCCAGACCAUCUCCCAGCUUGUCCACACGCUUUGACCUUCUCUGUUUGGAGCUCACCCUUCGAGCCAAGGCCCUAACGGGCCACCUCAGCACCAUAAAUGCAGGCUAUGAACGUGCCUUCCACGAUGCUGUCUGCCCAAGGUUCUCUGUGAGCAAGAACCCCCAGAGCAGGACAGAAAGGUCCUUGGAAAGAAUCGUGUCUGGGAUCCAAGCUGUACGGGGAAUCAUAGCAAGAGGUCAAGAGUCUGGGCCCUGCCAGGAAGAUCUUCUUGUGGCUCUGGAGAGCAUUCUUUUCCUCACCAAGGAAGUGGCCCAGAGAGUUCCUGGGCUUCAAGAACAUGCAGAGGAGCGGGGAUUGCACAUGCUGGGUUGGCUUCAGUGGGAGUGGGCAGCCAAGGCCCACUAUGCAGUGGCCCAGCUCCAGGCCUGGAAAGGUGGUCACCCCAAGGCCUGGAGAUUCCUGGCCCAGUGCUUGAAACACACAGAAGGGCCAGUAAUGGUCCCGGAACAGGAUCCCAUCUGGAUCCAGCUCCACUGUGAAGAGGGUACAGCAGGAGCGUCUGUAGGGGACGGGGUGGAUUCUCAGCACGAUGCUUCCAGAGGCACUCCAGGGAGCUCAGUGGGGGCCUGCCCUGAUGAUCCAGCCAUCACUGGGACCUCCACAGCAGACAGGGGCAUGGGCCUUCUAACACACACUUACUGCCAGGAUUCACUGACGUGCAUUACUUCUGUCGGUUCCAUGAACUCUCUAUGGUGCAUCUCCUCUAGCUGCAGAGCAGGGUGACGCUGGCUGCC
This is a messenger RNA of Chinchilla lanigera (long-tailed chinchilla), 2790 nucleotides long. RefSeq lists its product as uncharacterized. Lineage: Eukaryota; Metazoa; Chordata; Mammalia; Rodentia; Chinchillidae. Gene Ontology annotation, cellular component: adherens junction; catenin complex. Gene Ontology annotation, molecular function: beta-catenin binding; actin filament binding. Bases 269 to 2779 code for a protein of 836 amino acids. The transcript is spliced from 2 exons. The record is from RefSeq and is a predicted model, not a curated record. Gene Ontology annotation, biological process: cell-cell adhesion; cell migration.